Cuscuta campestris is the source of this 3158-nucleotide messenger RNA. NCBI's taxonomy places the organism in Eukaryota, Viridiplantae, Streptophyta, Magnoliopsida, Solanales, Convolvulaceae. The record is from the annotation of a GenBank genome assembly.
GACGGAGUAUUACGGGAUAUGCGUAUAUCCUACAGAGUACUCCGCAAUAUUUAGCAGCUGAAAUACAGUUCUUAUUAUACCUUCUUGUUCGUCUUCACCGGGAAAUUUGAUUCAACAAAAUCUGCGAUUGCUCGAAGAUGGCGGCUACAUGGCAACCGGUAGAGGAAGGGUUCAAGGAGAUCUGUGGAUUGUUGGAGCAACAGAUGUCGCCUACUUCCGACAAGUCUCAGAUUUGGCAGCAGCUGCAGCAUUACUCUCUGAUCCCCGACUUCAAUAAUUACCUUGCUUUCAUAUUUGCCCGUGCCGAGGGGAAGUCGGUGGAUAUUCGGCAAGCAGCUGGGUUGCUUUUGAAGAAUAACCUUAGAGGUGUGUUUAAGACCAUGCCACAGGGGAACCAGCAAUAUAUAAAAUCCGAGUUGUUACCUUGUCUAGGAUCUUCUGAUAGACACAUUAGGUCUACAGCCGGGACCAUCGUUAGUGCUAUUGUUCAGCUUGAUGGAGUGGGUAGUUGGCUGGAGUUAAUGCACACUCUUGUAAAAUACUUGGAUAGCAAUGAUGCUAAUCUAAUGGAAGGCGCAAUGGAUGCUUUGUCUAAGAUAUGUGAGGAUGUUCCCCAAUUCUUGGAUUCUGAUGUAUCAGGAUUGUCAGAGAGACCCGUUAAUGUUUUCAUACCAAGGUUUCUCCAGCUUUUUCAUUCACCACAUGCUACUUUAAAGAAGCUUGCAUUGGGUUGUGUCUAUCAAUUUGUUAUGCUGAUGCCUAAGGUUCUUCAUGUGAAUAUGGACAAGUAUUUGCAAGGUUUGUUUCUUCUUGCGAAUGAUUCAGCUGCAGAAGUCCGGAAGUUGGUAUGUGCAGCUUUCGUCCAGUUAGUUGAAGUUCACCCAGCUUUCUUGCAGACACACAUGAGGAAUCUUAUUGAAUAUAUUCUUAAAGUCAACGAGGACGGUGAUGAUGAAGUGGCUCUUGAAGCUUGUGAAUUUUGGUCAGCAUAUGCUGAUGCUCAGCUGCCUCCAGAAAAUUUGAGGGAAUAUUUGCCACGUCUAAUUCCUGUUUUGCUUUCUAACAUGGUUUAUGCGGAUGACGAUGAAUCACUUGUGGAGGCCGAUGAAGACGGUUCACUCCCAGACGAAGAUAAGGACAUAAAACCUCGCUUUCAUUCGUCAAGGUUCCAUGGAUCAGAAGAUGCUGAUGAUGAUGAUGGCACCGUGAACGUAUGGAAUUUGAGGAAGUGCAGUGCAGCUGCUCUAGAUGUUCUCUCAAAUGUCUUCGGUGAUGGGAUUCUUUCUAGUCUGAUGCCCAUUGUUCAGACUAAACUAUCUACUACAGAUGAUGCAUCUUGGAAAGAAAGGGAAGCAGCUGUCUUAGCUCUUGGCGCUGUUGCUGAGGGCUGCAUUAAUGGACUUUAUCCACAUUUGUCUGAGAUCAUUGGCUUUCUUAUUAUUCUUAUAGAUGACAAAUUUCCAUUGAUACGAAGUAUUUCUUGUUGGACGUUAUCACGCUUUAGCAAAUAUGUUGUUCAGAGUAAUAAUCAUCAACAAGGGCACGAACAAUUUAAUAAAGUUCUUAUGGGUCUUCUACGACGAAUGCUGGAUGAUAACAAACGAGUGCAAGAAGCUGCUUGUUCUGCUUUUGCCACACUUGAAGAGGAGGCUGCUGAAGAUUUGGUACCUUGCUUAGAGACUAUUUUGCAGCACUUAAUGUGUGCCUUUGGAAAGUAUCAGAGACGGAAUCUUCGAAUUGUUUAUGACGCCAUUGGAACACUUGCAGAGGCUGUUGGAGGAGAAUUGAAUCAGCCAAGAUACUUUGAUAUUUUAAUGCCUCCACUGAUUGCAAAGUGGCAGCAAGUUUCAGAUUCAGACAAAGACCUUUUCCCACUGCUGGAAUGCUUCACGUCAAUUGCACAGGCAUUGGGGACUGGAUUUUCACAAUUUGCUCCCCCUGUAUUCCAGAGGUGCAUUAACAUCAUUCAGACACAGCAAAUAGCAAAGGUUGGUCAUGCCUCAAGUGGGAUCCAGUAUGACAAGGAAUUCAUUGUUUGUUCUUUGGAUCUCCUUUCCGGACUUGCUGAGGGACUUUGUAGCAGCAUAGAGAGUUUGAUAUCACAAAGUAAUUUAACAGAUUUGCUUUUGCAAUGUUGCUUGGAUGAUGCUUCUGAUAUCCGACAAAGUGCCUUUGCAUUGCUUGGCGAUCUUGCAAGAGUUUGUCCUAUUCAUUUACGUAGACACUUGUCUGAGUUUCUUGAUGCUGCCAUGAAGCAACUGGAUGCUGGCAAGCUGAAUGAGAAUGUUUCUGUCGCAAACAAUGCCUGUUGGGCAAUUGGAGAAAUUGCUAUUAAGGUCCACAAAGAGAUAUCUCCUGUUGUGCUGGCAGUGAUCUCACGCUUGGUUCCAUUACUACAACAUGCUGAGGAACUCAAUAAGUCACUUGUAGAAAACAGUGCUAUCACUCUUGGGAGACUUGCAUGGGUGUGUCCAGAACUCGUUUCACCCCAUAUGGAGCAUUUUAUGCAAGCUUGGUGCAUUGCUUUGUCAGUGAUACGUGAUGAUAUUGAGAAGGAGGAGGCAUUUCGAGGUUUCUGUGCAAUGGUUAGAGCAAAUCCACCAGGGGCUUUGAGUGCACUUGUUUUCAUGUGUAAAGCCAUUGCAAGUUGGCAGGAAAUAAGGAGCAGGGAUCUACACAGUGAAGUGUGCCAAGUGUUGCAGGGCUAUAAACGAAUGCUUGAGAAUGGAGCGUGGGAACAAUGCAUGUCUGCCCUGGAGCCUCCUGUGAAGGAUAGGCUUCUUAAGUACCUUUCUUAAACAGUCUUUCUUUGUUGUAAGGGCAGACAAUGUCUUGGUGCUGAUCACCUUUACAAGGGUGAGCCGGGUGCUCGCUCCCCUGCAUUUUCUUCUUCUUUGCAUUUGUCUGAUUGUUGUAGAGCCUGUGUGAUAUAUCGAGAAAGGGAGAGCAAAGUGCUGUCAAUGUCCGUCGAAGAAAUUGGAUUGAAACGCUUGAUUUUUACACGAAAAAAUUGGGUGGUUGAAGAAAAUGGUGACUCUGAGUUUGUAUAAAAGGGGCAGGCAUUUCUGAUUCUUUUUUCUCUUCAAGAUGUCGUGUUUGUUAUGGUUUGCAGAAAGUUAGUCCAUAGUUUUACCUUUAUGGAUCUAGAAAUUUUGCCU